AUGGCCCCCCCAAGCGUCUUGAUGGUAGGCACCGGCGAGUACACUACCGGCUAUGUUGGCGGUACUGCGUCGGGAUCUGACAAGAAGGUCGGAGUGGUGGGAUUGACCCUCUUCGACCUCCGCAGACGAGGCAAGGUUGGGAAGUUAAGCAUGGCCGGAGUGUCUGGUUCCAAAUUCCCUGGAAUCCGAGAACAUCUCCACAAGAACAUCCACGACGUCUACAACGGACUUGACGUCUCCUUCGACUCAUUCCCCGCAGACAACAAAACCGACCCAGAAGCCUACAAGACGGCCAUCGAUGCCCUCGAGCCCGGUUCCGCCAUCACCAUCUUCACCCCAGACACCACCCACUUCCCCAUCGCCCUGUACGCCGUCCAGCGCGGCAUCCACGUCCUCAUUACUAAGCCCGCAACCAAGCUCCUCGCCCACCACCUCACCCUACUCGAGGAAUCCCGGAAACACAACGUACUUGUGUACGUCGAGCACCACAAACGGUUCGACCCAGCCUACUCCGAUGCACGCGCCAAGGCUCGCAACCUCGGCGACUUCAACUACUUCUACAGCUACAUGAGCCAGCCGAAGAGUCAGCUCGAAACCUUCAAGGCAUGGGCAGGCAAGGACAGUGAUAUCUCCUACUAUCUUAACUCCCACCAUGUUGAUAUCUGCGAGAGCAUGGUCCCCGAUUACAAACCAGUCAAGGUCACCGCAUCCGCUUCAAAGGGCACCGCUGUUGAACUGGGCUGUGUGCCGCAGACGGAAGAUACCAUUACUCUGCUAGUCGAGUGGAGGAAGAAGGACGACCACUCCAAGAUCGCCACGGGCGUGUACACGGCUUCCUGGACCGCGCCGCAGCCAGCUGGGGUGCACUCGAACCAGUACUUCCAUUACAUGGCCUCCAAGGGCGAAAUCCGCAUCAACCAAGCCAAACGAGGCUACGAUAUAACAGACGACAACCAAGGCCAACUUACCUGGAUAAACCCCUUCUACAUGCGCUACGCCCCAGAUGAAGAAGGUAAUUUCGGCGGCCAAACAGGCUACGGAUACAUCAGUUUCGAGAAAUUCAUCGAUGCCGUGACGGCUUUGAAUAAAGGGACAAUAACACUGGAGCAGCUGGAUGCCAGGUCGUUGCCGACGCUCGGGAAUACCAUUGCCACGACGGCUAUCUUGCAUGCUGGACGGAUCUCGCUGGAUGAGGGGCGAUCUGUGGAAAUUAUUAGUGGGGCUGGGAGGUGGGAGUUGCAGUAA
This is a messenger RNA of Monascus purpureus, 1245 nucleotides long. NCBI's taxonomy places the organism in Eukaryota, Fungi, Ascomycota, Eurotiomycetes, Eurotiales, Aspergillaceae. The record is from the annotation of a GenBank genome assembly.